Mobula hypostoma (lesser devil ray) is the source of this 5703-nucleotide messenger RNA. RefSeq names its product WASH complex subunit 5 (gene washc5). The record is from RefSeq and is a predicted model, not a curated record. The transcript has 28 exons. Lineage: Eukaryota; Metazoa; Chordata; Chondrichthyes; Myliobatiformes; Myliobatidae. Bases 372 to 3851 code for a protein of 1159 amino acids. Gene Ontology annotation, biological process: endosome fission; endosome organization; regulation of actin nucleation. Gene Ontology annotation, cellular component: WASH complex; endosome.
AGGCAAGAACGCCUCCUGGUCACAUGCUGGGAUGACAGGAAGGAGUCAUAUGAUCAACAUGGAGGCUGGAGUGUGAGGUCUUGUGCACCGAAUCCUGUUAAAUAGGCACAAGAAAGCUUUGCGCUGUUUCUCUGUCUGCAGCUCUAGCCAAAGAUACGAGGGGGAGCGAUCUGACUGUUCGCUGGAGUUCUCUGCUGUAAUCCCACUGCAGAGUGACCUUGCCUCUGAAACACUCACCAGAGCAGGAAGGAGCAUUGAGGCAUGAACACGGGCUGGCCGCAAUCAAUCCAGUAGGUACAGGCGUCUUAGGGGGGGUUUCAGUGGUCGUUCGUUGGCGUCCUCUCCUGCAUCGGAUUGACCCCUCGUCGGCCAUGGUGGACUUCCUGGCGGAGAACAACCUCUGUGGGCAAGCAAUUCUGCGGAUCGUGUCCCGCGGUAACGCCAUCAUUGCAGAACUUUUGAGACUGUCCGAGUUCGUUCCGAGUGUUUUCAGACUCCGAGACAAAGCCGAGCAGCAGAAAUAUGGAGACAUUAUUUGUGACUUUAGUUACUUUAAGGGCCCAGAGGACUUUGAAAGCAAGUUGGAAUCAAAACCAGAACUACAAGACUUAGAUGAGGAAUUUCGUGACAAUCACAUUGAAAUAUUGACAAGAUUCUACCUUGCUUUUGAAAGCGUUCACAAAUAUGUAUUUGAUUUGAACAGAUUUCUUGAGGAUCUCAAUGAAGGUGUCUACAUUCAACAGACCCUUGAAACAGUACUGCUAAAUGAAGACGGAAAACAACUUCUUUGUGAAGCCUUGUACUUGUAUGGAGUCAUGCUGCUUGUGAUCGACCAGAAAAUAGAAGGAGAGGUGAGAGAAAGGAUGCUGGUUUCCUACUACCGAUACAGCGCUGCACGUUCAUCUUCUGAUUCCAAUUUGGAUGACAUUUGCAAGCUGCUACGAAGUACAGGAUACUCCUCCCUGCUGGGCUCAAAAAAACCCCCAAACUACCCAGAGAGUUAUUUCCAAAGAGUGCCGAUUAGCAAGACAUUCAUCUCAAUGGUAGUUGGCCGGUUACGCUCAGAUGACAUUUAUAAUCAGGUUUCAGCGUACCCACUGCCAGAACACCGUAGCACAGCUUUGGCUACUCAAGCUGCUAUGCUUUAUGUGAUCCUCUACUUCGAGCCGCCCACUCUUCACACGCAGCAAGCUAAAAUGAGAGAGAUUGUGGAUAAAUACUUUCCAGAUAACUGGGUAAUAAGUAUUUACAUGGGGAUCACUGUCAAUCUGAUUGAAGCUUGGGAACCAUACAAAGCGGCGAAGACAGCUUUGCAUUACACACUGGAGCAGGCAAACAUCAGGGAACAGGCUAGUCGAUAUGGUAUGAGCGUUGACAGCCUGCGCCAGCAAGUGCAGCAGUUUCUAAAGGAGGGCUUCUUGAGAGAAGAUUAUGUGCUGGAUCACAUUCCUAAACUACUCAACUGCCUGAGGGAUUGUAAUGUAACCAUUCGCUGGCUGAUGCUCCACACUGCUGAUUUGGUGUAUGACCCAAACAACAAACGUCUGCGGCAGAUUAAGGAUCAAGUUUUAACUGACUCAAAAUACAACCCAAAAACGCUCUUCCAGCUAUUGUUAGACAGCGCCCAGUUUGAGUUUGUUUUGAAGGAGAUGUUCAAGCAAAUGCUGUCUGAGAAACAAGCCAAGUGGGAAAGCUAUCAGAAGGAGGGCUCUGAGAGAAUGACUGAGCUGGCGGAGGUGUUCUCUGGAGUGAAGCCUCUCACCAGAGUGGAGAAAAAUGAAAAUCUGCAGGCUUGGUUUCAAGAGAUCUCCAAGCAGAUUGCUUCUUUGAACUAUGAAGAUUCAACUGCAGCAGGGAGGAAAACUGUGCAGCUAAUCCAAGCUUUGGAGGAGGUUCAAGAGUUCCACCAACUGGAAAGUAAUUUGCAGAUCUGUCAGUUUCUGGCGGAUACUCGCAGAUUUCUCCAUCAGAUGAUUCGCACCAUCAACAUUAAGGAAGAGGUCCUCAUCACCAUGCAGAUCAUUGGGGACUUGUCAUACGCCUGGCAGCUUAUUGACAGUUACACGUCUAUCAUGCAAGAAGGUAUUCGGGCUAGUCCUUUCAUGGUAACCAAGCUUAAAGCAACAUUUUUAAAGUUGGCAUCAGGUCUUGAUCUUCCUUUGAUGCGUAUAAAUCAGGCCAACAGCCCUGACCUUCUAAGUGUGUCCCAGUAUUACUCAGGAGAGCUAGUUGCCUAUGUUAGAAAGGUCUUGCAGAUCAUUCCAGAGAGCAUGUUUCGAUCCUUGGCAAAGAUUAUCAAACUCCAGACACACAACAUUAUGGAAGUACCAACCCGACUGGAUAAAGACAAGCUGAAGGAUUAUGCCCAGCUGGAUGCCAGAUAUGAGGUUGCCAGGCUUACUCAUGCAAUAUCAAUUUUCACUGAAGGCAUUCUCAUGAUGAAAACGACCCUUGUUGGCAUUAUCAAGGUGGAUCCGAAGCAACUGUUGGAGGAUGGAAUUCGGAAGGAAUUGGUCAGAAAGGUUGCACUUGCUCUUCACAGAGGGCUGACAUUUAACCCGAAAGCUAAGACUAGUGAGCUGAUGCCCAAACUGAAAGAGAUGGCCGCCACAAUGGAUGGAUUCCACCGUUCAUUUGAAUACAUACAAGAUUAUGUCAGCAUAUAUGGGCUGAAGAUCUGGCAAGAAGAAGUGUCUCGCAUUAUCAACUAUAAUGUGGAACAAGAGUGCAAUAAUUUCCUGAGGACAAAGAUUCUUGACUGGCAGAGCAUGUACCAAUCCACUCACAUCCCGAUCCCCAAAUAUCACCAGGCUGGUGAAUCGACUUUCAUUGGCCGUCUGUGUGGAGAAAUUCUGAGAAUUACUGAUCCCAAAAUGACAUGCUACAUCGACCAGAUAAACACUUGGUUUGACCUGAAGUCUCACCAGGAGGUAACCAACAAACAGCUCUUCUCAGAAAUCCAGAAUUCCUUGGGCACAUUUGGGCUAAACGGGCUGGACAGAUUGCUCUGUUUCAUGAUAGUCAAGGAGCUCCAGACUUUUUUGGACAUGCUUCAUAGAAAUGUGCUGCGGGACAAGUCUGUGAUGGACACAAUCAAGCCCUUUCAGAAUCAGCUGAAUCCAAUCAAAGGAAUAGUGGCGAAUGCUAGCAAAGUGUACACUGCUGCUGUGGCAAAAUCCCAGAAGAUUUGGUCAUCUUAUUUGGAUUCCAUACUGAAGGUGGGGCAGAUGCAGAUCUUGAGACAGCAGAUUGCCAAUGAACUGAGUUACUCGUGCAAGUUUGACUCUAAGCAUCUUGCUGCAGCAUUGGACAACCUCAACCAAGCGCUGUUGGCUGACGUUGAAGCACACUAUCAGGACCCAACGUUACCAUAUCCUAAAGAUGAUAACACACUGUUGUACGAAAUCACAGCCUACAUGGAGGCUGCAGGCAUCCACAACCCUCUCAGUAAGAUUUACAUUACCACAAAGAGACUGCCGUAUUUCCCAGUGGUGAAUUUACUGUUUCUAAUUUCUCAGUUACCAAAAGUGCAGUAUGUUAAGAGCCAAGGAAUGGUAUGUAGGAAAUCCACAGAUCCGAUAGACUGGCCGCCACUGGUUGUUGGACUUGUCACCCUUCUGAAGCAGUUCCACUCGCGAUACACUGAGCAUUUUCUAGCCCUGAUAGGCCAGUUUGUUCGAUCUGUAGUGGAGCAGUGUACUACCAGUCAGAAGAUUCCCGAGAUGCCAGCUGAUGCUGUAGCUGCCCUGAUGUUCUUGGAAAAUUAUGUUUAUUAUACUAAACUACCUAGAAAGGUUGUGGAAGCACAUAUCCCUAGUUUCAUCUUUGAUGAGUUCAGGACAAUUCUAUAACGCUGCCUGGAAAGAAGAUACAACUCUGCAAGGAAGUGAAGUGGAGUAAAUACUAACAUCUGAAAUGCUGGAAUCUUUUUGUUAAUAAUCCUGUCUUGGUCAGUAGUAAAGUACUAUGAGAGUGAAGUUCCUCUCGUAGAGAAUUUUAAUUAAAAAGUCUGAAUAUAAAAUUAAUUUUUGUACCUGCAUUGACUAGGUAAUAUUAUCUGCUAAACCCUCCAAGUAGAAAGGUACAGCUAUAGAAUCUUUAUAACCCAAGUUUUGUUUCUAAUAACUUGUAAAAAAAAAGGGUUUAUUUGAAGGAUUAGCAAAAAUUUAAUGCUGUCAAUGUAUUGCAUUCUAGUGAAUUGUACAUUAUCUAAAUUUGUUUGAAAUAUUACUAUUUGUAUUUAAUUAAAGACUGGAGCUUCAACAAAUUUGAAUGAUAUUACCCUGUUUAUUAUAUAAAGUCCUGAUGAAGGGCCUUGGCCAAAAGCAUUGACUGUUCAUUCCUCUCCAAUGAUGCUGCCUGACCUUAUGAGUUCCUCCAGCAUUUUGUGCGUGUUACUCUGGAUUUCCAGCAUCUGUAGAAUCUGUUGUGUUUUUGAAGAUGAACUCAAUUUUACACUAAACUGUUUUGUAUUAGGAAUGAAGGUAAUUUUUGAAAGUACAGUUUCUAAAUGCCAGACCUAGAAUAUUGCAGCAUGUUAACAGGCUCUUCAGCCUGUUUGGUCAAUACUGACCAAGAUGUCUGCCUGAGCUAGACCCGCUAGCCUGCGUUUGACCCAUACUUCUAAACCAGGGGUUUCAACUUGGGGUCCACAGACCCUUUGGUUAAUGGUAGGCUCCAUGGCAUAAAAAAAAGUUUGGGAGCCCCUGAUCUAAACCAUUCCUCAGCAUGUUCCUGUCCAAAUGUCUUUUAAAGAUUGUAUUUGUACCAACCUCUAUGACUUCCACUGGCAUUAGCUACCUCUUAUUCUGUUAUUUCUCUUUGGUCUUGAGACAUUCAUUCUAAGAAUUUUUGUGGCAUAAACUAGCGAACUGUCCCACAAACGAAGCUCUCUUUUAAAGGGAGCUUUGCUUGGAAGUUUUAUUUUCCUUCCUUUUAAUUUGACAUGUUCACUUAUAAUUUGGGUACGGUGGAGUUGUGUUUAGCACAAUGCCUCACAAAGGUUCAAAGAUUACUAUCAAAGUAUACAGCUCUGAAAUUCUCCAAGUAGCCAGGAAACAAAGAAUGAAAAGCGAAGCAGCACGAUAAUCAAACCCCAAAUCCUCCUUCCCCGAACAAAAAGUACCAGGGACCCGAAUUCCAUUCACACUGCUGCCCAUAAGGAGUUGGUACAUUUUCUCUGUGACCGUGUGGGCUCCCUCUGGGUCCUCAGACUUCCUCUUUCAUUCCAGGUUGGUAGGCUAAUUGGUCAUUGUAAAUUGUCCUAUGAUUAGGUUAGGAUUAAAUCUGAGGAUUGCUGGGUUAGAAGUGCUGGAAAGGCCUACUCUGUGCUGUAUCUCAAUAAUAUUAAAAAAUUAAAGGUUUUAAAUGUUUCAAUGACAGUCAAAUGGCACUGAACAUGAACUUUAAAUUUAACCCUUGACUAACCUCUUACUAUUCAGAAGGUUGUUCUAUGUUUACUAAGAGGUAUUACCAACAACAGUUCAACAUGAUGUGCAGAGGAUACUGCCUAUGAAUUUGAAGAGUGGGCAAAAGUUGUUCAGUGAUUGAAGGGGCAAAAUUGUAUUUAAAAUAUCAGAUUAAAUUUGGGGUAGAGACUUGCUGGUAGAAAAUUCAUCACCCUAAUGACGUCAAGAUAUUAAUGAUGGGACUUUAAAUUUGUUCAUUCACUGUGAAUAAAGGGCUUCCAACUGGACUGAGGUU